Molecule: messenger RNA, 1185 nt
Organism: Aphanomyces invadans
Lineage: Eukaryota; Oomycota; Saprolegniomycetes; Saprolegniales; Verrucalvaceae
Exons: 7
Coding region: 142-1107 (321 amino acids)
Biological process (GO): autophagy of mitochondrion; protein lipidation; nucleophagy
Cellular component (GO): phagophore assembly site membrane; cytosol; extrinsic component of membrane
Molecular function (GO): phosphatidylinositol-3,5-bisphosphate binding; protein binding; phosphatidylinositol-3-phosphate binding
Source: RefSeq, a predicted model, not a curated record
GAGCUCCUCUUCGUCGGAUUCAACCAGGACUACGGGUGCUUUGCGUGUGGGACCGACACCGGCUUUCGGAUUUACAACUGUGACCCGUUCAAGGAAACUUUCCGUCGAGAUUUCUCGAGUGGGGGAAUUGGCAUCGUCGAAAUGCUCUUUCGAUGCAACAUCCUUGCGAUUGUCGGGGGUGGGCGAAACCCGCGCUACCCCCCGAACAAAGUCAUGAUCUGGGACGACCAUCAAAGUCGCAACAUUGGAGAAUUGAGUUUUCGGAGCGAAGUCAAGGCUGUAAAGCUCCGCCGCGAUCGGGUGGUCGUGGUGCUCCAAAACAAGAUCUACGUGUACAACUUCGCCGACCUCAAGCUGAUGGACCACAUUGAGACAAUUACAAACCCCAAGGGUUUGUGUGCGUUGUGCCCGAGCUCCACAAACACAGUGCUCGCCUGUCCGGGGGUGUCCCGCGGCACGGUCAGAAUAGAACUGUACGACCAGCGCAAGACAACGCUGAUUACAGCGCAUGAAGCCGAGUUGUCCCAGAUGGCGCUAAACCUCGAAGGAACUCGACUCGCGACGUCGUCGGACAAGGGUACGCUCAUCCGUGUAUUCGAUACGCAAAGCGGCCACAUCUUGCAGGAACUGAGACGAGGGGCGGACAAAGCCGAGAUCUACAGCGUCUGCUUCAGCCCGAACUCGCAGUACUUGGCGUGCUCGAGCGACAAGUACACGGUGCACAUCUUUGCGCUCAGUCAGGACGUGGCCGGUGCCGACGGUCUACCGGCACCUCCGCUGAAUGCGUCGCGGACCAACAGCGGGAGGUAUGCGUCGGGGGUGUUGACGCAGUCGGCGCCGAUCUCGAAAGAAGACGACAACACGGAGAAUAACAAGUCGAGCUUCUCGUUCAUGCGUGGACUCUUGCCCAAGUACUUUAGCUCGGAGUGGAGUUUUGCCCAGUUCAAGGUCCCCGAGACACGCACGAUUUGUGCCUUUGGGACCGACAAGAAUACGAUCCUCGUGGUCGGUGCCGACGGAUCAUUCUACAAGGCUGUGUUUGACGCGAACGGCGAAUGCGAACGCACGUCGUACUCCAAGUUCAUCCAAGCUGACGACGAGGACUAACGCGCCGAUCGUCGCUUCGCCGUCCCUUCUUUUAAUCUUUUACAUACAAGCAAGGUCCUCUGCCCCGUGCUAGUCUCC